CGGUGUUGGCAGCGAGCGAGGGCAGAGUCGUUGACGGUGGCCGUCGGUUUCGACACGAGUUACCGUGACAAGUGCAUUACUUAUCGCACGUCGAGCGAGUACACAUUGGGACGCGACAGGUCGAGCAUUUCGACAACCGCGCAAACAAACGGCUUUUUCCCUCUUUUCUCGCUCCUUUGCUUUUUUUUCCCUCCCCCCACCCCGUUCGACUUUUUUUCUUUUCCCUCCGCAGACCCUGUUUUUUCCCGAGCGUUUUCCAGGCGCAUCGCGCUUCAACCGUGGUUGUUGGCUCUCGCUCGGACAGCUUACUCUUCCCUGGCAAGGGUCGGGCUCGCUCGCAUACGCGCGUAACAGGCAAGUCGACUGACCUCCCGCGAGACAGUCUCGAGGAACAGUCGGCCGAGGUUCGCGCGUUCCGAGGGAAGAGUGGGUCCGAUAGUGCGCCAGCCGCCAAUCGGACAACCACAAAUUUCUGCUUCGAUCAUUAUCUAGGAGGAUCGGCUAGUUGACGGACGCGAUGGCGGACGACGAUGCGAACAACACGUGCGAGGAUUCCCUCGGGCCUGGCGAUGCGACCACCGCGUUCGCCAAGAAAAUUCGCGGACGAAAGGGUGCCCUCAAGAAAAAGAAUGUCUACGUCGUCAAGAAUCACAGCUUCAUGCCUCGUUUCUUCAAGCAACCGACGUUCUGCAGUCAUUGCAAGGACUUUAUAUGGGGUUUCGGGAAGCAGGGGUACCAGUGUCAAGUCUGCAGUUUCGUCGUUCAUAAACGAUGUCACGAGUACGUGACCUUCACGUGCCCCGGCGCCGACAAAGGAGCUGACUCGGACGACACGCGGACGAAGCACCAAUUCAAGCAACACACCUACAACAGCCCCACCUUCUGUGACCACUGCGGUAGUCUUCUCUAUGGUGUCAUCCACCAGGGCAUGAAGUGCCAAGCAUGCGACAUGAACGUUCACAAGAGAUGCGAGGAGAGCGUGCCGAAUCUUUGCGGAUGCGAUCACACCGAGAGACGUGGUCGUAUAAACUUGCACAUCUCGUGCUCCGGAAGCAAGCUCACCGUCGAAGUGAAACAGGGACGAAAUCUGAUUCCGAUGGAUCCAAACGGCUUGUCGGAUCCGUACGUGAAGCUGAAGUUGAUCCCGGAUUCGGACAACGUGAAGAAGAAAACGAAGACAAUCAAGUCGUCGCUGAACCCCGAGUGGAACGAGACAAUCAUUUUCGACCUGAAACCCGAGGACAAAGACAGGCGACUGUUGAUCGAGGUCUGGGAUUGGGAUCGAACGUCGAGGAACGACUUCAUGGGCUCCCUGUCGUUCGGUAUAUCGGAGCUCAUCAAAGCGCCGGCCACCGGCUGGUUCAAGCUCCUCACGCAGGAGGAAGGAGAAUUUUACAACGUACCUGUGCCGGAGGAGGGUGUGGAUCUUGCCGAGUUGAAGAUGAAAGUGCGAAAGACCUCGGUGACGAGAAAAACCACCGCCACUCAGGACAAGGAGGUGCCGCACAACAUGGGCAAGAGCGACUUGAUAAGAGCCAGCGAUUUCAACUUCCUGAUGGUGCUCGGCAAAGGCAGCUUCGGCAAAGUGAUGCUGGCGGAGAGGAAAGGUACCGACGAGCUCUACGCCAUCAAGAUCCUGAAGAAGGACAUCAUAAUACAGGACGACGACGUGGAAUGCACCAUGGUGGAGAAACGCGUUUUGGCAUUGUCGAGCAAGCCGCCGUUUUUGGUGCAGCUGCACUCCUGCUUCCAAACCAUGGAUCGACUCUACUUUGUGAUGGAGUACGUAAACGGUGGCGAUUUGAUGUAUCAGAUACAGCAGUGCGGCAAGUUCAAAGAACCGGUGGCAGUAUUCUACGCUUCCGAAAUAGCGAUCGGUCUCUUCUACCUUCACGGCCGUGGCAUCGUCUACCGAGAUCUAAAGCUGGACAACGUUCUGCUCGAUCAGGACGGCCACAUCAAGAUCGCGGACUUUGGAAUGUGCAAGGAAGGCAUCACCGGUGACAAGACCACCAAAACGUUUUGCGGAACACCUGAUUACAUCGCCCCGGAGAUUAUAUUGUACCAGCCGUACGGCAAGUCGGUCGAUUGGUGGGCAUACGGCGUGCUGUUGUACGAAAUGUUGGUCGGUCAGCCGCCGUUCGACGGAGAGGACGAAGAGGAGCUGUUCGCCGCCAUCACCGAGCAUAACGUCAGCUAUCCAAAGAGCUUGUCGAAGGAAGCCAGAGAGAUUUGCAAAGCGUUUCUCACCAAGAACCCGGUCAAGAGACUCGGGUGCGGGCUACGCGGCGAGGAGGACGUCCGCAGUCACGCGUUCUUUCGGCGGAUCGACUGGGAGAAGAUUGAAAAUCGAGAGGUGCAACCACCGUUCAAACCAAAGAUCAAACAUCGCAAGGACGUGAGCAACUUUGACAAACAGUUCACCUCGGAGAAGACGGAUCUGACGCCCACGGACAAGUUGUUUAUGAUGAACCUGGAUCAAACGGAGUUUAUGGGCUUCUCGUUUCUCAAUCCAGAAUACGUGCAACACGUUUAAGUCGAUAGAGU
Molecule: messenger RNA, 2547 nt
Organism: Frieseomelitta varia
Lineage: Eukaryota; Metazoa; Arthropoda; Insecta; Hymenoptera; Apidae
Gene: Pkc53E
Product: protein kinase C, brain isozyme
Exons: 13
Coding region: 518-2536 (672 amino acids)
Biological process (GO): protein phosphorylation
Molecular function (GO): ATP binding; diacylglycerol-dependent serine/threonine kinase activity; zinc ion binding
Source: RefSeq, a predicted model, not a curated record